This is a messenger RNA of Lodderomyces beijingensis, 2379 nucleotides long. NCBI's taxonomy places the organism in Eukaryota, Fungi, Ascomycota, Pichiomycetes, Serinales, Debaryomycetaceae. The record is from the annotation of a GenBank genome assembly.
AUGGAGAUUGAUCCAAAUUUUGAAAAAUUACCCGAAUUCCACUAUGGGCAGCUGCCGAGGAACCUCCCCAGGGAACACUCGAUUGUGCUGCCAAACGGCUCAAAUGAAGCAUCGUCGCUACUCGUCUCUGCUGCAGUUGGAGAUGCAAUCACAGAUGGCUCAAGCGAGUCCCUGCUACCUUUUGCAAAGGCAAGCGACAAUGUCAAAGCUCCAACCACUCCCACGCACACCACGACCCCUACGUCUACGCUUACACCCACGCCUACGGCAAAAGUUAGAGUUGUCCCUUAUGACCCCGAGGCAAAGCCUGAAAGGCUCGGGCGGCCGAGAAAACACAUUACGAAGCUACCAUCGCCGCCGGAAUCUUCCUCGACGCAAAACUAUAACGAGGCCAUGAUGUCCAAGUUUAGGUUCGACCAUCAGCCAGUCGAGGGUCCUGGUUCUAGAGGUGGGAAAGGCACGCCUCGGGUAACAAAGGGACUCGUGACGCUGCUGCGGUCGAUAGGGAAGCCAAAACAGCAGUCUGUGUUGAAUUUCAGUCCAGUGCCAAAGCCAACGCCAAAGUCGGGCCCAGCGCCAACUUUAGACACUCAUCAGGCAGCUCCUGGCAAGUCUAGUUCAAUAGACGAUGCGUUGAACAAAGAAAACCAGCAUCCCAAGAAGAUGCUACUUUCCAAGGGUCCUCGAGCCACGCCCAUGAAGCUGCCGUCUCCAUCUCAACCUCCGUCUACCUCUAGAAAAGACCAUGGCCAGUCCAUUUCCAUCGGCAUAAGCCGAGCUGCUCCACCAGUAAAGAAAAGUUCAAAAACUUCAAAAACUUUGCCGUCACCUUUAGUGCCCAUCAGCCUCAUGUCGGAUGCUCACAGGUCCAAUUUCGGGGUGUCGGUUGAGAAAAGCAAUCCACUUGCGUUGGGGUACCCAGUAAAAGAGUCACCCUACGCUGAAAGCAUUGUGUUUCUAGUGUCAUUUUUGUUAAAAUUCAAGCAAUUGGUGCCUUUAGAAGCCAACCUAGGACCACUAGAUUUUGAAAUGGGGUUGAGUUUGCCCAAGCCUGGUUUAGGGCAACCACCGAAAGACGAUUCCAGUGCCGAGGCGUAUGACGCCAAUUACGUGUCGAAAGAAAUGGAUGCUCUUUUUAAAAAAUUGUUGGGUUUGGUUCUUAACCGGAAGAAAGAGGUGCAAAGUUCAACAAGUGCUAUUCUGGAGUUGAAGCCUCAAACUAAUAAGCUAGGCAUGCCAAGUGAAUGGAAAAAGCUUGAACCUUUGGAAGUUGAAAGCUGUGAUGCUGGUAGUCCCGUUUACCCUGCACAUCCCGAACUUCUCAUGGAUGCCUUUCCAAAAGUUGAGAGUGACUAUGUCACUGUAUUCAAUCCAUUCUACGAUAGCAACUUUGAAUCCAAGGGUUUGCCCGCCUUGUUGCCCCAUGAUCGCUUGAUUUUGUUGCAAACGUUGGCUCGGUGGUCUUUGACCAGGUCGGAAGCCAUCAAGGGCUACCUCGUUCCAAAUAUUCUAGCUCAAGAGUUGCCCGGUGAGAAAGAUACCUAUUAUGCAGCGAGGUCCGUAAUUUACGGAUUCCAAAAUUGCCACGAUGCCAAAUCUCAAGCUGAAAAAAAGUUGUCCAAGAUGAAAUCUUCUGAAGAAAACUUGAAAUACGUUGAUCCAACGUCUGACCCAAGUCUGCACUCUAUGAGUCUACGGUUGCUAGAUCUCGUUGCUGGAGAUCUUGACUUUGAAGGAGGGCUUUUCUACUUGUGUCGCAUGUCCGAUGAAAAUACGGGCGGUCUUGGAAGCGUCAAGAAAAUGUCGAGCGCCUUUAAAGGGUCUGACUCGACCAUUGGCGGGCCCCGUUCAUCAAGCUUCAAGUUGUACGUUCAGGAUGUCAAAGGCAUGCUCGAGUAUGACUCAGCAAGAUACGGCGUGCAGUUUGAUGCAGAAGGCAAUGAGAUUAGACUGAACAAAAUAGAUGCAAAGGAAACAACAAAUAGCUUUUGGUUCGAAGUUGCCAGUGACUGUGACGAGUUGAAUGAUUUCAUUGCUUUCUUGGGAGACAAAAUUCAAGAGACGAGGUUCGAGAGCCGCGAAUUAUCGUUUUGCAAAGCGCUGCGGAGACUACAUGCGUAUUUAUCUGAAAUUUCACCUUUGCUACAGAGACAAGAAGAAUUGUCUACCACGAGCAGACUGAAACGAAGACGACUAGAUCGCGGGGCAUCAAGUUCAAACUCGACUCGCUAUACCGACCUGUUUGGCAACCCUUAUACUUGGAUAGAUGACGACCGUCUGGAUGAAGAGUACGCUGAAGACGAAGUAGACAACCUCGAUGACAAUCUCGAUAACGAUAACGAUAACAAUGAUGAUGACGACAAAGAGUAUAUAGACUGA